AUGUUCAAAAAUACUUAUCAGAAUGGGUUACUUUCGAUAUUCUAUAGCUGCGGGUCAAAUCCAUUGGCUAUAUGGGAUAUGGAAGUAAAUAAUGGUCACAUAAAAAGGUUAACCGAUAGUGAAGUAAAUUCCAUAGUUUUAGAGAUUGUGAGCACAAAUGUAGCAACUACAUAUAUUAGUUGCCCAAGAGGUAACCAAGUUCUCGAUGAUAAACAUAUGCGAAGACGUUUUAGAAUAUCAAACUUCCAGUCUACGACUAAGAUAAAACCAUUUUGCACAACUAUGCCCAUCGGUCUAGCUGGUGGCUGGAAUCAGAUUCAGUUCAAUUUAUCAGAUUUUACAAGACGUGCAUACGGGACACAAUUUUUGGAAACUCUUCGUGUUCAAAUACAUGCCAAUGCGCGUCUACGAAGGAUUUACUUUGCAGAGCGUCUUUACACUGAGGAAGAAUUACCACAGGACUAUAAACUGUAUUUGCCUUUGGACCACAAGCAUAAAAAAGGGAAAGCUGAAAAGAAAGAGGCGGCAUCUCCUGCCGCUGCGAAAACACCUCCUACAAAGGCUGCCCCUGCUGCUCCGACACCACCACCAGUAGAGGAAGCCCCACCACCUCCACCACCUGAGGCUACACCGCCUCCAGUAGAGACACCACCACCCGAAUUGCAGGCGGAUGCUGAUGCGAAAGAAAGUGAAGUCACAGAAACACCUGCAUCCACUGAAGCUGGAGAUGAAAAGCCACCUGAAAUGGAAGGCGAGGCAGAAGCUCCACCUGAAGGUGAGCCUAUUGAACAGAUUACUGAAGAGAAAGCAGAAGCAGAAGUGGAGGAACAACCUGUUGGAGGAGACGAGACUCCCUUAGAGGCAGAGGCCGCAGAGGCAGCGGAAGCACCACCAGAGUAA
Messenger RNA from Amyelois transitella, 900 nucleotides. RefSeq names its product cilia- and flagella-associated protein 20-like. The transcript is spliced from 2 exons. The coding region runs from base 1 to 900 and encodes 299 amino acids. Lineage: Eukaryota; Metazoa; Arthropoda; Insecta; Lepidoptera; Pyralidae. The record is from RefSeq and is a predicted model, not a curated record. Gene Ontology annotation, cellular component: motile cilium; ciliary basal body. Gene Ontology annotation, biological process: positive regulation of cell motility; regulation of cilium beat frequency involved in ciliary motility; cilium assembly.